This is a messenger RNA of Kwoniella botswanensis, 492 nucleotides long. RefSeq lists its product as uncharacterized. The coding region runs from base 1 to 492 and encodes 163 amino acids. Lineage: Eukaryota; Fungi; Basidiomycota; Tremellomycetes; Tremellales; Cryptococcaceae. The record is from RefSeq and is a predicted model, not a curated record. The transcript has 4 exons. Gene Ontology annotation, cellular component: cytosolic large ribosomal subunit; ribosome. Gene Ontology annotation, biological process: translation; ribosomal large subunit biogenesis. Gene Ontology annotation, molecular function: RNA binding; structural constituent of ribosome.
AUGGGACGAUGGGAUACAUCAAGGACUCAAGAUCUAUCAGCAUCAGCUUCAGCAAGACGACGAACAGGCAGAACGAACCAAUCCACAUUCAAGCGAUUCGUCGAGGUAGGCCGAGUUGUUCUCGUCAACGAUGGUCCCUCAGCUGGUAACCUCGCCGUUAUCGUUGAGAUCAUCGACCACAACCGAGCCCUCAUUGACGGACCUACCACCUCCGUACCCCGACAAGCCUUCCCAUACCGAAACCUCAUCCUCACCCCUUACACUCUUGCUUCCCUCCCCCGAGGUGCCGGUAACGGUGCCGUCAAGAAGGCUUUCGAGAAAUCAGGUGUACUUGAGAAAUGGCAAGCUAGCGGAUGGGCCAAAAAGUUGGCUGCUAGACAACAACGAAAGAACGCCUCUGACUUUGACCGAUUCCAAAUCCACCUCGCCAAGAAGUCAAGACGAGAAGACGUAAGAAAGGCUUACAUCAAGGAGAAGAAGGCUUCCGCUUAA